AUGUCGUCGAAGAAUCUGGUCGAUUUAGGAAGGGGGCACAAGUCCAAGAAAGGGCUCCCUUUGCUCGUCAGCCGCCUCUAUGAUUUCGGGAUAUCCGUUCCACCUUUAGUAGACUACUUAAAGACCAUUUUAAGGGAAUAUAGUGACGGCCAGAUCAUAAAGGAGCUUGUUCAGAACGCCGAGGAUGCCGGCGCAGAUACUGUCAAAUUCCUAUAUGACGUACGGCACCAUGGGACCGAGACACUGUACCGAGAUUCUCUAGCACCUUACCAAGGUCCAGCCCUCUACUCCUUCAACAACGCCAAGUUCAAGAAAGCCGACUGGGAUGGGAUUCAGACACCUGCCCGCAGCAAGAAGAAGACGGAUCGCUUGAAGGUUGGACGUUUCGGCAUUGGAUUCAACUCCGUGUACCACAUAACAGAUUUACCGAGCAUCAUGAGCGACCAAAAGCUGGCAUUCAUUGAUCCAUUAGAGGAACAUUUUUUUGACAAGCGUGGUAGAGUCAAAACUGGAUGGCAAUUUGGUCUCGGAUCCGACAGCGACAUAUUCUCGAAUAACGAAGACCAGUUUCAACCCUAUCACAACAUAUUUCCCGGAGUAACAGGAGGAAUUUCGACGGGAUAUUUCGAUGGCACGUUGUUUAGAUUUCCUCUGCGGCAUACCGCAAAUAGUUUAAGUGACAAAAUAUACAGCGAUGAAGGCACAUUAAGCGAGCUCCUCCUGGCUUUUCGAGCCGAUGCUGAUGUUGCUAUCCUGUUUUUGCGCUCUUUGAAUAACAUCGAGGUGUUAAAGAGGCCAUCCGGUCUGCAAGAGCCAUCACUAGUUGUACGAGUUCGAAGGGAACACGAUCCAGAAACACAUCCACCGGGAAAGGAAUUUUCUUUACGUCUAGAAAGUUACUGCUCUGAUGUCAGUGGGCGCAGAGGGCCAAUCAAGUUGAUUGAUUGUGUGACAUUCACUACCGAAACACCGGAGGCAUCCAAGGCACAACGCUGGGUUGUUAGUCAUCAUAUCGCGGGUGAUAGCAUGUCUCGAGAGCUUUCCGAUUUGGCCGAGAAGCAAAGUUAUCUCCCGUGGGCAGCUGUUGCUAUUCCCGUGAGUUCUUCAGAACCAAGCAAUGUAGCAGGAGAAGCAGAGGAUAACAACAUUGGUAGAGUGUUCUGCUUUCUUCCCCUGCCACCUGGUGAGGAGAGUCAGACGGGUUUACCAGUUCAUGUGCAUGGAUUCUUUGCUGUCAAUAGCGAUCGCCGCGGGAUCAAGUGGCCCGGACCUGACCAAACGGACACUCCAGCACAAUGGAACCAACUUCUUGUGAGAGAACUUAUUCCCAUUGUAUAUGUCGACGCGAUCAAAUACGCCAUUAGUAUUCACACCUCCCAGGAUAAAGUGACCACCGAUUGCAUCUAUCGAUCGUGGCCAGAUCAUAAAGAGGUUCGUGGAAACUGGGACAUUCUCUUGGAACCAUUCUACAAUGCUCUCUUCCAGGAAACUAUCAUACAUAGCGACAAUAAUGGGUGGAUGAACAUCGCAGACGUCCACUUCAACGAAUUGAAUGUGGAUGAAGAUAUGGAAAAGGCCAUCCUCAAGUGUUUCAACAUCAAAGGCAUUGCAUACGCAAGGGUUCUCAAUGUGUGCAGACAGGCCAUCAGGAAGUUCUACAAAGAUCAGAUAUCCACUGUUUCUGCUUCCAGCCUUUGCCGUUGCCUCCGUGAAGAUCCUGCGAUUUUGACCAAGCUCAAUGCUGAUGAAAAGCUUCUGAUCCUUGAAUUCAUCUUGCGAGAGGACGCCAGACAGGAUCUGGAAGGAUUAUGUCUUCUUCCUCUCGAUGACGGAAGCGUCCACGUCUUCUCGAGUUCUGAUGAAAAGAAAGUGUACAUACCAACCACCAAGUUCCACCGGCAGCUUAUCCUAGGAGGAAAUCAUCAAUUCAUCAGAACGGUACCAGAGGACAAGCCGCUUCAUGAACUCCUGUCCAAUAUGGAUGGGCGUUAUCAGCUAAACGCAUUAACCCUUGAUGCAGUAGCUGAGCUCUUGAAGACCAGUAUGAAAACUCGGAUAGACGAUCAAGGGACCUGGGUACAAGACACAGACGGGCCUUCUCUAAAUACAUGGCUUGAAAAGGUCUGGUCAAUGCUGUACAGAGAGAGUUCAAGUAAGUUACUUCUCUUUGAAGGUAUCCAUCUUGUACCGUUGUUUGAGGCCGAUGAUGAGGGUAGAAGAUUACUACCACUGUGCCCAAAGUCGGGAAUUAUCCAGAGAAGUCACCAAAGUCUCACAUUGACAAAUGAUCUGGCAAACAUUCUACAACAGCUUGGAGUGACAGUCACAAACUGCCCUGAUUAUGUUCUCCGCCAUCCAGCUAUCAUGCGUGACGAAUAUAUCAAGAUGCCAACAUCAGAAGGGGUAGUUAAAUGCCUCCUGCUUUCAGAUGUUGAACUACUGGUCCAGAUAUUCCAUUCCUUCUCCACCAUUGAUAGAGAUGUUCUCGUAGAAUAUCUUGCACAGGCAAAACUCUCCCAUGAUGGUAAGAAACUUCUAAGUUGCCUACCACUAUUUGAAAGAGUCGAUGGAACCGGAAGUUCAAACAAACCUUUAGUCACCAUUGAACAAUGCGAAGGGUACAUUGAUUGUUGCCAAGACGAUAUUCCUGCUCCACUGAAGUUGACGGGGCUCUUGAUCGAUGGAAGAACAAAAUCUAAAUGUCUGCUACAGAAGUUAGAAGUCUGUCUAUUAUCAAAAUAUCAGGUGAUAAUGAAAAUCUUGGAAGAAAUUCAAAAAGGGCUAUUGUACACCAAGCAAGAAAAACAGCUCGUCUUGCAGUGGAUAAUGGAGCACUGGGAAGAUAUCAAGAUCAACUGCAAGUCCAGCGUAGGCAUUCUGCGUCAUAUGAAAUUCAUCCCCAACAAGAAUAAUUCUUUACUGUCUCCCUGUGAACUCCUUGAUCCAAGUGAUCCAUUGCUUGACGAACUGUUUGCCUCUCAAGGAGUAUUUCCGAUGGCACCAUUUGAUUCACCUCAGUUCAUAGUAGCUUUCAAACAGUUUGGCAUGCGUGAACCAAGUGAAGUUACUUCAUCCGAGUUGAUUACAUGUGUUGAGAUGGUUGAUGAAUCUCAAAACCCAGAAAAGGCUCGAACGCUACUAGAGCUCCUCACAAGUAACCAAAGCCUUCUCGAAAGAUCUGUCAUUGAUCGUAUGAAACAGAAGCAAUGCAUUCCUUGCAGACAGUCUCAUCCAGAGUAUUACCCCUCAGCUAUUGAGUGGUAUGGUAAACGUUCUACGAGACUGUCAACUCCCCGUGAAAUUCUGAGAGAAAAGAAGCUAGAUGUACUGAUAUGUGGAGCCUCUAGAUGCUUUACUUCCCAGGAGGACGAGAGUCGUUUCUCUUCAGUCUACACAAAGAUUGGAAUGAAUAUCCCAUCUCCAGUAAUUUCGGACGUCAUGACACAGUUAGAUCACUGUGUCAGGUAUGCAGAAGACAGAACUGGGGAAGAUGUUACUGAUAUAGUACCAAUGCUUAAGGAGAUCUAUUCAUUUCUAAUGGAAUCGUGGCGCCAGGACAAGAACAUCAAGAACCUCAUCCUCAAUCGAGCUAAAGUUUGUAUCUGGAAUGGAAGUGGCUUUUCGGAACCAAGCAAAAUGUGUGUGGUAGAACCUCCGUUUCAUUUGGCUCCUUACAUGGCAUCUAUUCCGCCAUCUACUAUUGCAUUUGCAGACUUGUUUGAAGCGCUAGGAGUUGAAAAAAACAUGGCGGCAAACUCCAAUGCUCUGGUUGACAUACUGCAUGAGAUCAAAAAAAGAUGUGACGAUUCAGAAAAUGAUGUGGCCUUCCAACAAGGACAGCGCCAACUUGUACUGCAGAUCCUGCACCAUCUACGUGCCGAAGAAGAGCUCUCAGAAGAAGCUGUGUUACGAUUACUCGUUCCAUCGCGAAAAGGAGAAUGUCGUCUCAUUCCAGUUGAUGAGAGCGCAUACGUGGACAGAGACUGGUUGAGACAAAGCACCGACAAUGAGGAGAUGGAUGACGAUGAAGACUUUACUUUGAUUCAUUCAGAUAUCUCAAUGGUCCUUGCAAUAUUCCUUCAUGUCCGACCUGUCAGUCGACUUCUUCUAGACUCAGAAGAAUUGCCCGUUUUUACACAAGCUGGGCAGCAUGAACCCUUGACUACUCGCUUGUGGAAUAUUCUCAAGAACAACUAUGUGGACACCGCCAUCGUUAGUGAAAUGAUACAGAAUGCGGAAGAUGCAGGAGCUCAGGAAGUCGGCUUUCUCAUCGACAUGAGAAAUAACGAAAAUGCUAACCAGAAACUAUUCGAUCCUGAAAUGAAGUCUUGUCAGGGACCAGCCCUUUGGGUAUACAACGAUGCUGUAUUCUCAGACCAAGACUUUGAGAAUAUUCUUCGGCUUGGAGGGCGUACCAAGGAAAAGGACGCUAAAAAGAUUGGGAAAUUUGGGACCGGUUUCAACUCGGUGUACCGCAUAACUGAUGUUCCAAGCUUUGUUAGUAGGGACUACAUGCAGUUUUUCGACCCUCAUACCACACAUCUCGGAAGCGUUCUCCCGAACAAGAGUCAACCCGGUGUACGUCUCAGAUUGAAUAGCUCCAAACCACUCCGGAGAUUCCCAGAUCAGUUCAAGCCAUUCAAGGGAGUGUUCGGGCUCAAUUUCAGUGGAGGAAAUGAGCCAUUCAACUACGACGGAACACUCUUUAGACUGCCCCUCCGUUCGAAAGAAGCUGCACAGAAAAGCCAAAUAUGCAAGGAGAGCUACGAUGGGGAGAAACUGAUCAACCUGAUGCAGAAAAUGUGGGAAUCAUCACAAAACCUCCUGGUGUUCACCAAAAAGGUAAAGAAGGUUGCCCUGUUCUACCUUUCUGAGAAUUCUAGCGAUCCUUCGAGGGCUGAGGAGUUACUCACCAUACAAAAGACUAUGCGAUCUCCGAGGAUGAAGGACGAUACUACCGUCGUUUCAACUGAAUCAAUCCACUGCACAAUGACUGCAAAGGGAAAUGAAAUGAUGUCACAGAAACCAAAAGUUAGUGAAGACCUGGACAUUGUCAAAGUGAUAUGCAAGACUUCAGAACAGGCAGCAUCUCUUGCAAAAUCUCCGGAUGGCAAAGAGUGUGGACUUUCACCUGAAGGUGCGGUUGCCUUUCCUUUUCAUAGACCACCAAUGUCUGAAUUUGAGAAGCAGAUGUACUGCUUUCUCUCCCUCUCAAUUCCCAGCUUGUUCCCGGUACAUAUCAACGGAUCUUUCGCUGUAAAAGAGGAUCGGCGGAGUCUUCAUAUGCCAGUGCCCGAUGGAAGGUUGAUAUCUGAGAAAUGGAAUCACAUACUUCUUACAGAUGUGAUAUGCAGAGCGUACGUUGCACUCUUGUCUGACAGUGAGUUUAUUCAACAAGUGAAGGACACAUACGGCACAGAUAUGUCUCAUGAGGAGUUGUGGCCAGAUAUUGAUGACGUACCAAAUAAUUCGGAAUGUUCGGUUCUGUUUGACGCUUUCUACAAAGCAAUAGUACAUGGGUUUGAUGGCCGUGAACCAUCAUUGUUCUGGAAAGAUGGCAAAUCGCAUCAGUUCACGAAUGUUGUGUUCCUUAGUGAAGAAGUUCAGAAAGAGACAUCAGUCAGUGAUGUGGUAACGAAGGUACUACGCGACCAUCUCCCCUCAAUGGAAGUGAUGUCGUUGACCAAGAAAACGUGGAGAGCCCUAAAGAGAGUACAGGUGAUAGAUGAAGUUCUUAAGAGAACUUAUGAUUUCAACAGGUUCUUCAAUGAAGUUUUUCUACCACACAUCAGUCAGAUGCCCGACAGCAUCCGAAAUCAACUGGUUUUGUUUGCACUCAAUAACAGUGAAGACACACUACAGCAGAAACUAAAAGAUGUAAAAUGCAUACCAGUAGAGGGAGGAACUGAACUGCGGAAACCUUGUGAUCUAGUACACCCGAAAGGCAAAGCUGCACCUUUGUUCUCGGAGUCCGAUAAGGUUUUCCCUCUGAGAGAAAAAUUCACUGACAUCAACACAUUGGCGUCACUAACUAAGCUAGGAAUGAUGAAAGACUAUCUUCAUGAAGAUAUUUUCGUCGAGCGAUGCGAGACUGUUCACAUUCUACAUUCAAGCUGUAUGGAAGUAGCUCAAGCGAGAUGCCAUGCUGUACUGAAGUAUCUGGCGGAGAUGUUGGGGAGUGAUUGGAAUGAGAAAACACUCCUCAAAGAACGGCUUUCGAGUAUCCCAUUCUUGCCUAUCAUGUGUAAAGAAAACAGAGAUCCAGCUCUACCAUGGGUGGAAACAGACUGUGCUUAUGCAUCUGCUAACGAUGUGUACUCUCAUUCUAAAAGAUAUUUGGUAAGCAGCACAUCAAACGUUGUGGAUGAAUCAGGAGUGUGGAAGCUUCCAAGGAAAGUCGAGCACUGUCUUGGUCUUGCAGAUAAAUAUCCCUCUGUUCAAGGUGUACUCAAGCAGUUCUCGAACUUUCGUAGUCACUACGAAAUGAAUAAGGAAUCCAUUUCUGAUAAUCGGUUACAAAUGAUAAGCGAAGCGGUCUACGAACGUGUUGAAAUUGCUUGUAAAGAAAAUAGUCCAGACAUCUCUAACGAAGAUCUUCAGAAUCAAUCGUUCUUCCUUGUAGAUCGCAAGUUUGUAGUGGCCUCUGUGGUUGCCGAUGGAGGUAGAGAUCUUCCACCGUAUCUAUUUAAAGCUUCCCAGUUCCUGAAACAAUAUCCCAUUCUUCUGGAACGUGCAGCAUUGAAGAGGGAAUUUGAUGCCGGAGACUAUCAAGGUGUUCUCCAAUCUAUACACGAGGAUAGCAGUGGGGAACCUUUAGAUGAUGAGGUCUUGGAGGUUGCUAUCCUAGCUGCCGAUCGACUUGCUAGUUUCCUCAAAGAUGAUGAUGGGAGACGGCCUCUAGAUGCAUUUCUUCCAGAUGAGGACAAGUGCAUGAGGCCUAUAUCAGAUCUCUGCUACACUGACGUUGAUUGGUUUGAAUACGACGAAAUCGAACUCCAUAAGUGUCACAUGAAAAUCAGUUUUAUGCUUGCAAAGAAGCUAAAAGUGAAGGAUGUUCGACAACAGAUGCUCCAGUUAUACGAUAUUGAUUUCCCAGGGGAAGAGUUUGGCCAACAUGAGAAACUUACAACCCGUAUAAAGCGGAUUCUCGAUUCAUACCCAUCUGAUGAAACAAUUCUGAAGGAACUUCUUCAGAAUGCUGACGAUGCCGGAGCAACUGAAAUCCAUUUUGUCUACGAUCCUCGCUCACAUAAUGGAAAUAAACUUCUAGGAGAUAGCAUGAAAGCUUUGCAGGGUCCUGCUCUUUGUGUCUUCAACAACCAAUCUUUUACAGAUGAAGAUAUUCGUGGGAUACAGAAUCUUGGAGAAGGUAGCAAAGCUGAUCAUAUGGGAAAAAUAGGCCGUUAUGGAGUCGGUUUCAAUGCGGUGUAUCAACUUACGGAUUGCCCAAGUUUCAUCUCUAAAGGUGAACGAUUAUGCAUGUUUGACCCUCUGCAGAAGUAUAUUCCGGGAGCAACAUCGACUAAGCCGGGCCGUCAGAUAAGGGUUAAUGGCAGUGUGCGUUCUUCCUAUCCAGAUAUCUUUCAAUGCUACUUGGAAGACAUUCUUGCAGAUGGAGAGCAGGACUAUACUGUUUUUCGUUUUCCAUUGCGGGAGAAAGCUUCAACACUUAGCAAAAACGUAUGGCGACCUGGGGAGAUUUGGAAGCUACUACAAGACUUUGAGAAUGCUGCAUUCGAGAGUCUUUUGUUUCUGAAAAACAUCACUAAAAUCAGCAUUUCAGAGCUAACAAGCUCAGGAGUGAUUGGCUCUACUCAUGCUAUCACAGCAGAGAUUACCGAAGUGGAAGGUGAAAAGAAAAUGGAUUUCUUGCGCAAAGUUCAAGAUAUCAGCAGAGCAGCCAAGGAUGACAGUACCUGGCAACCAGAACCAGCAGAAGUCAUAUACCAGAUGAGAUUGAAAGGAAAAGGAAGAGAUGAGGAUUGGGUAAUAUGUCAGCAAGUAGGAAGUGCAGACACGGCUGAAGAAAACAUAAUGCGAAAACGUAAACUACUUCCAGUGGGGGCUGUUGCUGCCCGUCUGACAGGUAAAAAAGAGGAACUCAAAGGAACGGCUUUCUGCUUCUUACCCCUUCCCAUUGCAACGGGACUUCCAGUUCACGUACACGGAUACUUUGCCUUAGACCAUGAGAGUAGAAGACACUUGUGGGAAGGUAGCAAAACAGAUGAACAAACAAAGUGGAACUUUCACCUCAUCCAGAAAGUUAUUGCACCGGCUUAUGUGAAGUUGCUGUUGUGGAUACAGGGAUUCUUUGUCAGGAAAUAUGAAUGGUCAGGAUCGAAGUCAUGUCAACAAAAAGCUCACACUUUGAAACUCCUUCAGAAAUACCAUACCUUCUUUCCUAACAUCGGCGAGAAAGGGUCUUACUGGAAAACACUUGAAGCCACUGUAUACGAAAUUGUUGCCUCUGAAGCCCUGAUGCUAUUUCCUUCUCUAUACAGAAAAGAUGAUGACAACAACGACUUUUUCCUAACAUGGAAGACCCCAGUCGUGCACAUGCAGCCUCCAGACGAAUCAAAGGUGGGAUAUUUCAACACACUGCCAAACCAAAUGAGUGAUCACUUCACAUUCCCUACAAGUAGCUCCUCGAAGGCUGAGAUGCAAGAAAAUGUGAAAAAACUGAAGGAGACACUGAUCGAAAUCACAUUUCCAUUACUAGAGUCUCCGACAUGGAUAAUGCACCGUCUCCGCAAAGCAUGCAAGCAUCUCAAUCAGGAAACCAUGAACCAUGAAUCAGGAAACUAUAAAGUUCUUGAAGUUCUACCUUCAAAUGUGGUGUCUUUCCUUUGCGGAGACAACCCCCUUCAGAGGCAAUUACCAAUGACACUUUCAAAAUCAAGGAUCCACGACGAGAAGAGACUGAAGGGACUCAUAGCUUACUGCAAGAAGGGAACACAAUCUAACUUCAAUGAAAAUCUCCACAGACUGCCAUUGCUCUUCACUCAGGAUGGGAACUUGAGGAGGUUAUCACGUGAUGAGCGGGUCUUUGCAUCAGAAUUCUGCGAUCUUUUCAUUCCUCAGAGUCAUAGGUUUCUACAUAUCAACUUUCUACACACUCUACCACGAAAUACCAAUGUCUUUUGUGAGCUUGAUGUGAGAGCAGUAUCUGCGCUUCUUGAUGAUUGCCACCCUUAUCUCGAGUGUGCUUCAGAUGAAAUAAUAACGCUUCAGAACCAACUUUCAUCUGAAUGGUUUGAACGUUUGUGGAGUCUUCUUGAAUCCUUAUGCACAGAGACGAACACGUUGACUGAUGUUGCUCACGAUAUCAGAGCUGAACUUGGCCGUUGGGCGAUAUUACCUGUCACUGAAACAAAAACUCAGUAUCCUCAGGAAAUUAAGCUUGUGGCACCUAUCAGUUUAUCCUCUACAAUAAUAGUCCAACCAACCGAGUCGGAAAAGAGAUGGUGGCCAAUCUACUCAGCACUUGAAUCACUGAACGUCUACAAGGUCGAGAAAUGCAUUCUUCGCGAAGACAAGAAUAGCUUAAUACAUCAUCUCGUCACACACAAGGGCGAUAGCACGAGGGUUUUAGAUGCCUUGAUGUACUGGGUUGAUAGAGACGUCAAGAGAUUCAGAAACCUCGAAGCUGAUCAACAUGAAGAAAUCCUGAGAUUCUUAAGUAACUGUGGAAGCCAAGCUGAUCUCAAAAGGUUGAAGAGCCUGCCUUGCUUCAAAUCGAUUGCAGGUGACUUUGUCAGUAUCAGAGGUUUUGACACAGUUCUUGUCCUCCCAAGUAUGAUUCCAAAAAAGGAACAAGAUAAAUGGACUAGUACUACUCGCGCUAUAUUUCUGCAGUACAACACAUCGCUUCAAUCUCUAUACAAGAAGCUAGAAUUGACUGAUACAACAGAGAUUGACGUGUAUGUACAGUAUAUUCUGCCGGUCUUUGACCAACUCAGCGAGGACAGUCGUCUUGAACAUCUUGUGCGGAUUAAGAAAUUACUACUACCGCUACCCAUUGAUAACACAGAUAGGUCCUUUAGUGAAACUAGGGAGGAAGCUAUUCGGAGAUUAAGAUUAAGUCACCUGCUUUUCAUAACCGGUGAAAAUGGGGAAUUGCUGAAGGCCGUGGACUUCUAUGACCCCCAAGUCCAGUUAUUUUCUCUAAUGUGGAACGAGGUCCGGUUUCCACCAGAUCGCGUCAAAAAUUCUUUAGGACUUCCAUUCCUUCGAGAAAUAGGACUACAAGUUGUUAUUACUAGAGAAUUAUUCCUCUCCUUCGCCCAGCAAGUACAGAAAUCACAUUCUGACCUCGAAGAGAUGAAAGAGAAGUCCAAUGCCCUUGUGUUCGAACUUGGAAGGACAUGUGACCUUCACAAAGACUCUUCUCUCCUACAGGAAGUCAGUAUGGUUGACUUUCUUGUUAGUGACGGGAUCAGCCAGGAGAUGGAAUCUAUUCAUCCACCCUUCAUGAAGAAAGGAACUCUCAUGAGGUAUUCUGGAUCAAGUUCUUUCGAACACACACAACUUGUUUGGUCCACCAUUAGCGUCCUGCCAAAAUAUGCGGCUUUAGAGAAAUGCUACUCUUGUAACAAAACGUUCGAUGAGAAAAUGGGCGUUGCACAGGAACCCGAAUUUAUGAUCGUUAUCCAGCAUUUACGGAAUAUAUGUAACAGACUCCAAAAGAAGAAUGACCGGAAGAUAUCUUCCCCUGAAGAUCUUGCAGGUGUACUACAGGAAAUACUGACAUUCGUUUCCUCCAAGUGCGCAAGACAAAACUGCUCUGAGGAAGACCCCUGUGAAAGGUGCUGUAUCAUCAGAGACGAGCUGCGAAACGUUCCUGUCGUCCUUUUGGAGCUCGAGGAUGAGCAUCGCUUAGUCAUUGCAGAACAGAUCUCGUGUACAGCGGAUGAAAAUCUAGAGCCUUUUCUCUACCAGCUGCCAAACAAGUGGGUUCCUUUUUUAAAGGUAUUUCAAAUUCUUGGCGGAACAGUGAAACCUUCCAUACGCCAAUAUGCUUUUGUUCUUGAAAGCCUCUACAGAAGGGGACCGAGUGCAUGGUCAAACCCAAAUGUAGACAUUGUAGACAGGGCCACGUUUGGGCUUCAUGAAGAGUUAAUAAAGACCGAUCCUGAACAGAUAGCUGCUGCAUUUGUUCCCGGACACUCCCUGUAUCUACCUUCAUGUCAGCAAAGGUUGGAACGAUCAGAAAGCCUUCUAGUGAAUGAUGUCGACCACUACACAAACCGACUCCUUAGAUCUAAUCAACCACUCGUCAAGAUAUUUCCAAGUCAUGAACGAAUCGCACAAAAAGCUAUCGCCAGGCUUCCCGAAAGGAUGAAACCGAAAGCAGUAAGCACGGAAGUAAAUGAAAUGUUGAGCAAGACUGGUAACGAUUCACGAAAGUGUUACUUGACUGGAAACGAACCGUGUGGGUUUGGAAGGAGACUUCAAAUCCUGCAGUCAAAGGAGUUUCUUGAGGCGGUUUGCUCCAUCAUGAGACACAACAGGCGGGCAGUUGACGGGGAGACCAGGAAACAGUUUAGAGAUCUCCUAACUAGCCUGAAGAUUACAUGUAUCCAGCAGUUACAUUCGAUUCUGCAAAUCAAUGGCCAAGACAUAGAAGGUAGUGAAACCAAAGUACCUUCCUUCGUCAACAGUGAUAAUGAGCUGUUUGUACAACAUAGUGAAGUAGGAAAUAGGAUGGUAACGCUAGUAAGUGUUGCAAUCCAUGUCAACAAAGUCCUUGGAAAUUUGUUUGAGGAUAGAAAUUAUAUGUCUAUACUGCUAUCUCAAGAUUCUUCAGCUACCAUCCCAGAAGCAUUAGCGAUGUUCGGCAUUGCUUUUAUGGAAGAUGACACAAAUUUAAAGUUGCCUAAUCCUGGAAGUACUAUUCCAGAACAGCUCUACCAUCUCAUGGAACAAAACCCCUGGACGUCUUUCAGCACAGGCGAUUACGUAGGGUACGCACAAACCUAUGAAGACGGUGACUACUACAUAUACGCAGUAGUGGUCAAGAGGAUAUGCAACGAGUCGCUCAAGUCAGUUUAUCUCAUCGACAUUGGAAAGGACAGCCCGAUAGAGGCCAAUGUGUUGGACAUGCACAAGAUUCACAUCCCGAACUACACAUCAUGUAUGGAGCCUGUUCUAUCUGACCAAGUAAACUCAGUUGGUGCUGGACCGUGUUUUUCUGGUCAUCGGGAAUCAUCUCUUCUAACGGAUGUUGAAGAAGCAAACCGACAGGUGACCGCAGAAUUGGAGGAGAUCUGGCAGCUUCCAGCGGAGCUGACAAAGAAGGCUCUCCCCCGAUUGAUGCUAAAAUGGCAUUCCGACAAGCAUCCAGAAGGUCCAAAGGAACUGUUUGACAAAGCAUUCGAACAUAUCAAGAGUGAACUCGAAAAUUCAUCAUAUGAAGACCUUCCCAAAUUAGCUGAGCAGAGAGCAAGGGAAGACCAACAACGGUAUAAUCAAGGAGAAGUAGCAAGAAGAUUCCCAAAUAUCCCCAAAGCACUCCUUUGGCUUCGCCAGGGACAGGAAGAUCUCCGCGCUGCCCAACACGAUCUUAAACCACACGAUGAGCCGUCACUAGAGUGGGUAGCGUACAAGUGCCACCAGAGUGUAGAAAAGGCCCUCAAAGCUGCUCAACUUGCCAUCAGAGGAUGUCACAGUAAUACCCAUAGCAUUGAUGGUCUAGCCCGUGACGUCAGUGAACACGCGAGUGAACACGUGCGUGAACACGUACAAUCUUCAGAAUUUCUCCAGAACAUAUGCCAGCUCAGCUCUCUCGUGGGUGAUCAACAGGCUCGGUACCCGGAUAGUUGCGCCUCUUCACAGAUUCCUCACGAGGUCUUUAUAGACCAAACCAAAGGUGAGGAAAUGAUCCAGCUCGCCCGUAAUAUCCUUGCAGUCGUUGAAUCAUCAUUGGUUCCGUCGAAAUCAUGA
Messenger RNA from Strongylocentrotus purpuratus (purple sea urchin), 12942 nucleotides. Its product is annotated as sacsin-like. The record is from RefSeq and is a predicted model, not a curated record. The coding region runs from base 1 to 12942 and encodes 4313 amino acids. NCBI's taxonomy places the organism in Eukaryota, Metazoa, Echinodermata, Echinoidea, Camarodonta, Strongylocentrotidae. The transcript has 5 exons.